Messenger RNA from Arabidopsis lyrata subsp. lyrata, 674 nucleotides. RefSeq lists its product as uncharacterized. The transcript is spliced from 4 exons. Lineage: Eukaryota; Viridiplantae; Streptophyta; Magnoliopsida; Brassicales; Brassicaceae. The coding region runs from base 80 to 394 and encodes 104 amino acids. The record is from RefSeq and is a predicted model, not a curated record.
UAAAUAAACAAGAAACUUGGUCGAGGAAGAAGAUUGGUAAAGCAGAAUCCCUAAUUCAUCAGCGAGACGCAGGAGCAAGAUGAUGAAGCACACGCAAAAGAUUGUCGCAAAGUACUGUGGAAGAGCGUAUUCAACCAUGGCAUCUUCCCCACUGUCCUCGAGCGUCAAGCAUGGGUGGAAGGAGCAGGACGGCUUGGUUCUUGCUGUGGCAUUUCUGGGCGGAUAUUUUGGCCAUGCUUGCAGAAAUCUUUACAAGAGAAGAGAGCAUUUGCACAAAGUAGACGGAAUGUACAAGGAGCACGUCAAGCGUACGAUGGAGCUGUAUGAUAGAUCUGUCCGAUAUCGUAAUGCAAUUACGCUGUUUUUGCUCGAGGAGGGUAAAUCCAGGCCCUGAACAAUUCAGUCCUUGCCGGCAUCUUCUUGUUUUGUGGUGUUCUAUGUUCUGCCCCAAAUCCAAUGUUAUUUUGGACUAUGUAUUUGUGUAAUGCUUUUAUGGGUUUGUUGUUAAGUACUCUUGUUAAUGGAGUUGCAGUAUCUAUGUAUGGAUCUUAUCUAUUAAUGGUUUUGUAAUUUGUUGUUUACACAUAGCGUUUCAUUUUUAUAUUCGCUGCUGAAAGGCCAUGAUUGGUUAAGAUAGUGGUUUCUGUGCCUUGCUUGGAUGACUUCAUUUUGCA